Messenger RNA from Procambarus clarkii (red swamp crayfish), 1638 nucleotides. It is a transcript of the gene nrv3, whose product is annotated as nervana 3. The record is from RefSeq and is a predicted model, not a curated record. Gene Ontology annotation, cellular component: sodium:potassium-exchanging ATPase complex. NCBI's taxonomy places the organism in Eukaryota, Metazoa, Arthropoda, Malacostraca, Decapoda, Cambaridae. Gene Ontology annotation, biological process: intracellular potassium ion homeostasis; potassium ion import across plasma membrane; intracellular sodium ion homeostasis. Gene Ontology annotation, molecular function: ATPase activator activity.
CCCGAGUAUUGAUCAGUGCGGCAGGAGUCGGCAGUGAGGAAGAGGCCAGCCAGGAUGGCGGACAACAACACUCUCUACAGAAACAUUGCUGAGCGUGAUGACAGCUUCAAGAAGUAUUUAUGGAACUCUGAAAAGAAAGAGUUCCUGGGCCGCACGGGGACCUCAUGGAUUAAGAUUGGCGUGUUCUACGUAAUUUUCUACGCAUGCCUGGCUGGCUUCUUCGCCAUUAUGAUGGCGGUGUUCUACCAAACGUUAGACACCAACCAUCUUCCCAAGUACACCCCCGGUGGUGGAGGAUCCCUUCUUCGAAACCCAGCUAUGGGUUUCCGUCCACUGCCGCGUCAUGAAAACGUAGAAUCGACGUUAAUUUGGUACAAGAAUGGUGAUAAUGACAACAUUAAGCAUUGGGUAGACUCUCUUAACCGAUUCAUCAAGCCUUAUGAAGGGACAAGCGAUCAGAUCUCUGGCCAGCACAUAACAGACUGUUCUGAAGAUAACCCACCAAAGGAAGGAGAAGUAUGCAAGUUCCAGGACACUUGGCUUACUGAUAGAUGUCAGAAGGGAGAGAGCUGGGGCUAUAUGCGUGAAUCCCCCUGUAUUCUUCUGAAGCUCAAUAAGAUGAUCAAGUGGGUACCAGAAGUUUACGAGAAGCUGGAUGAAUUACCCGAUGCGAUGCCACAGUCGCUGAAAGAUCACAUUAAGACGAGCAUGGAAGAGAACCAGGGCAAAAUUCCGAGGAUGAUCUGGGUGUCGUGCGAGGGAGAGAAUCCUGCCGACCAGGAGUACAUAGGACCCAUCACUUACUCUCCCUGGCAAGGGUUCCCUGCCUACUACUUCCCCUACAUGCACAAUCCAGGCUACCUCUCGCCGAUAGUUGCAGUCCAGUUUAACGCUCCAGCUUCCUAUGUUCUCAUCAACAUAGAAUGUCGUGCAUGGGCCAAGAAUAUAAAGCACGAUCGACAGGAUCGUCUUGGUCUAGUCCACUUCGAGUUGAUGAAGGACUAGUAACUUCACUCCACCAGCCGGGGCUGGACUUUAAAUACCUACUCAAGGAACAGUGGUUUUUUUUUAUUAAAUUAUAAUUUGUGCUAUAUAAAGUUGUUGUAAAUUGUUAUUGUUGUGAAGGUGUAAAAUGGUGCAUUACUGUUCCUGCUCCUUGAGGCAACACUGGUAAUGUCGUAGUACUGAUGUACUGUAUCGUAAUUUCCGUUUUGUGACCAAACGGAGUGUAUUAAAAAUUUUCAAGAUUGUUAAUGGUUAUUAUUGUGUAAUUUUGUGUAACUGUAAUUAAUCCUGCUGUGUGCAGUACGUAGAGAACUUAACUACAGUAGUCCUGUUGCAAUUCCUUGGUUUGAUUUAAUGUAAAUAGUCUUUUAUGGAGAAAUUAUAUUUCGUGCAAUCGACCGAGCACCUGCUGCCCAGCGUGUCACUGAUGCAUACGUGGUCAUUUAGCUCGAUUCAUGACGUCAAGCCAAAACCUCGUAUAUACUUGGCAUGGCUGCUGAUUGUAUUACCUAGUUGCCUAAGUAGCAUCUGACUCGCUGGGUGGCAGAAUAACUUAAAAAAUAAAUUGGGGGUCCAUCUUGGAAAGUGGAUUUUAACAAAUUGUUCUGUUGAGCAAUAAAGAUUUUAACUCCA